AUGGACAUUGGAUCAGCUAUGUCUGUUGUCCAAACUCUAUUUACAGCAUGUUCAGAACUUAAAGAAAUAUGCUCCUACUUUGGCUACGAAUCUCAACUUGCUGACCUCCAACGUACAGUUUCCACUGUCAAGGCUGUGCUUCUUGAUGCAGAGACCAAGCUAGAGCUCUCCAAUGAAGCACAGUUGUGGAUUGAAGAACUCAAGGAUGCUAUCUAUAAUGCUGAUGAUCUAUUCGAUAAGUUCGUCACUCUCACUGAGCAAAAGCAGAGGCAUGUCAUGGAGGGUGGUAAAGCCUCUAAGAAGGUUCGUCGCUUCUUUUCUCGUCAUAAUCCUUUUAGUUUUGCAUACAAUAUGUCUCAAGAGGUUAAGAAGAUUAGGGAGGAGAUUGAUGCUAUUGCCAUCAAUCAUACUAAGUUUGGCUUCUUAAGUCUUGACUCUCAACCUAUGAAGAAGAGAAGGGAGGAUACUUGUUCUUAUGUUUAUGAGGAUAAUAUUAUUGGGAGGGAGAAUGAUGUAGACGAGAUCGUAGGUGUCUUGCUAGAUAGUAAUAAUGUUGAACGCAAUGUUUCUUUCCUUUCUGUUGUCGGCGUAGGAGGGUUGGGGAAAACAGCUCUUGCUCAGCUUGUGUUUAAUGAUGCAAGGGUCUUAGGUGCCUUUCCAUUGAGGUUAUGGACUUGUGUAUCUGAUCAUGAUCAGAAGCAGUUAGAUGUCGAAGGGAUUCUUCGUAAGAUUCUAGCUUCGAUUACUGGUCACCAGCCUGAUGGAUCCACCAAGGAAUGGGUGCAAAGCCAGGUUCGAGAGAAACUAGCGAGCAACAAAUGCUUGCUUGUUUUAGAUGAUGUUUGGACCGAGAACCGCAAUCACUGGCUUAAUUUGGUCCAGUUCUUGUUAGGAGCUCAAAUGCAAAGUUGGGUUUUAGUAACUACACGUUCACAGGAGACUGCAAGAAUUAUAGGAGAUGUUUUUUCGCAUAAGCUGCAAGGACUGUCAAAUGAGAAUUCUUGGCGUUUGUUUAAAAAAGUAGCCUUUGGAUCGGAACAAUCAGGCCAUCAUGAUGAUGAUUUGGUUAAAAUGGGGCAAGAGAUUGCUAAAGGGUGUGCUGGAGUCCCUCUCGCUUUGAGAGUAGUAGGGAGUCUUCUGUAUGGGCAAGAGAAUAGUAAGUGGCUAUCGGUUCAGGAGAUAGGGUUAGCCAACGUAAGAGAAUGCCAAGAUGACAUAAUGCCUAUAUUGAAGCUAAGCUACAAUAAUCUGGAGUCCCCUCUACAGAGUUGCUUCAGUUAUUGUUCUUUGUUUCCUAAAGAUUUUCGUAUUGAGAAGGAAAUGUUGAUUAGCAUGUGGUUGGCACAAGGCUACAUUGUUUUAUCAGAUGAACAUCAAAGCUGCAAAGAAGUUGUUGCGAAGGAGUAUUUUUCUAUUUUGUUGCGCAGAUGUUUUUUCCAAGAUGUGUCAAAAGAUGAAUUAGGUGAGAUUAGUACAUGUAAGAUACAUGAUUUGAUGCACGAUAUUGCUCAGAAGGUAGCAGGAAAGGAGAUUUGCGUAAGUGAUUGUAUCAACGAAAACAUGCAUAAAAAAGUUCGGCAUCUAGUCCUUAAGAGAAGUGAAUCUAAAAGAAAUAUUUUUACUAAGACCCAUAUUCGUUCGUAUCUCCAGGUUGGAUGGAGGUUCAACAGGCCCAUGAUGGAUCAGCUCUAUUUGGAAGCAUUGAUAUCGAAUUUCACGUGCAUAAGGGUAUUGGACCUGAGUAGGUCAAACAUUAAAAGCUUGCCAAGCAGAAUAGGCGAACUGCUACAUUUAAGGUACUUAGAUCUCUCAGGUAAUAUGGAAUUAGAAGUGCUUCCCACGUCAAUUAAAAAAUUGUAUAAUCUGGAGACCUUAAGCUUGACUUACUGCGAGAAAUUGAAAGAGCUCCCAAAACAUAUAAGCAAACUGGUUAAGCUUAGGGUUCUAGAUAUUACGGGAUGUCAUAAUAUGAAUUAUAUGCCUGCUGGGUUGGGUAUGUUAACCAACCUUCAUAGCCUACCAGAGUUUGUGUUGCGUGAAGCUAGUUCAAAUUGUAAGCAGUGGUUUGAUCAUUUGGAAGACUUAAAAGCUCUCAAGAAGCUGAAUGGUAGUCUACACUUUAGAAUCCAAUUCCCCAAAAAUGCUCAGAUAGAUAGUAAAAGGGAAGGUGGAUACCUGAAGGACAAGGAACAUCUUAAGUGUGCUUAUUUUACUUUCCGUGUAACAGGGGUUGACGGAAGGCUAAAAGAUAAUGAAGAAGCAUUAAUGGAAGACAUGCAGCCGCAUUGUAAUCUCAAGAUAUUAUAUAUGUGGCGAUACCAUGGUGUCAGAAUGCCAAGUUGGGCAAAGUCACUGCAAAAUCUUGUUGACUUAAAACUUUCUGAGUGUCGGGAGUUGAAGCACCUGGCAUGUCUUGGAAACAUGCGUCAUCUGAAAGUCCUUAGACUUCUUGUGUUGCCUAAUUUGGAGUACAUAAUUGAAAAUUGUAGUGCAUCACAUUUGGCCCGAGCUGUACUGCCAAAUGCAGAAGGCUUGUCAGUCCUUCCCUCCCUUGAACGGAUUGAUUUUUAUGAUUUGCCAAAACUGAAAGGAUGGGUAGCAGAUGGUCAUCAGCUUGAUUGUAGCAGCAGCAUGGAGAUGGAAUCAUUGCAAUUACUGUGUCUUUCAGGAUUAAAGUCAUGGAAAAUCAAUAAUUGCCGGGAGCUAAAAUUUAUUCCGUCGUGUCCCGGUUUGGUACGUUUAUCUUUUAAAGGUUUCAGCGAAAGACUCAGAAUAAUAAAGAUGGAUGGGCAAAGGGAUUUACCCUCUCCUACUACCAUUCCCAAAUUAAGAAAGGUUACAACAGACAACAUGACAUGGCUGAAAUCACUCCCCAUGGAGUCUUUUCAGAAGGUUGAAAGUAUGUCAAUAAAGGAGGACAAGAAGUUGGAGGGUUUGGGAGAAGUUGAGCAAGUGCUGCGUAGCUGCUCGUCUUCCUUGCGUGGCUUGCACAUUAGUUGUUGUGACAAUCUAAGUAGUGUAUGUGGAGGAUUAGAGCAUCUCACUUCCUUGGAGAGUUUAAAGAUAGUUGGAUGCCCUAAUCUGAAGUUAUCAGAAGAAGAAGAGAAAGAAGAUGGUGACGUCAUUAGCAUACCAUGGCGAUCAUUUCGUCACUCCCUCCACUUGUUGUAUUUCAAAGAUCUUCCACAACUGAUGGAUCUGCCUAAUUGGAUACAACACCUGACUGCGCUCGAUAACUUCAUGAUUGUGAAUUGCAAAGAAUUGAAUUCAUUGCCAUCUUGGAUGUCCAAACUCACCUCUCUCACUGAUCUUCGAAUUUUGAAGCUGCUUAAUAUCUCUAAGAUUGGUCAAGUUUACAGCAACAUCAAGUUCAUGGCUCAUAAAGACUUAAUUGAUCAUGGGAAAGUUGGUCUCAGUUCAAGGCUCAUUGAUGUUAUUCCUCCUCUUAAUUUUACCUCAAGUACCCAUAUGUGA
Beta vulgaris subsp. vulgaris (sugar beet) is the source of this 3474-nucleotide messenger RNA. RefSeq names its product putative disease resistance protein RGA1. Gene Ontology annotation, biological process: defense response to other organism. The transcript has 3 exons. Bases 1 to 3474 code for a protein of 1157 amino acids. Lineage: Eukaryota; Viridiplantae; Streptophyta; Magnoliopsida; Caryophyllales; Amaranthaceae. Gene Ontology annotation, molecular function: ADP binding. The record is from RefSeq and is a predicted model, not a curated record.